Molecule: messenger RNA, 3910 nt
Organism: Phasianus colchicus (ring-necked pheasant)
Lineage: Eukaryota; Metazoa; Chordata; Aves; Galliformes; Phasianidae
Gene: SDC4
Product: syndecan 4
Biological process (GO): cell migration
Cellular component (GO): membrane; cell surface
Source: RefSeq, a predicted model, not a curated record
GGCAAUCAUGCUUGGAGGACUUCUGAUUGGCAAAGCUGGUGUCUUGUUGAUGAUAGCCAUGUUUGGAAAGUAGUACAGCAUUAUUAAUGUUAAAACCGGUUUGGCUUGUCCUGCUGCCAUUGAUCCCCCAGGCCUGUUCUUUCUGCUCUUUGCCCAGUUUCUCAUCUGUCCCUCCCAAUCAAAUCAAGACACAGCUAUCUGUGUGUUUUACUUUAUUUUACUUAAUGACUUGGCAAGCCUGUGGGGCAGCUGAACAUCUGCAACAAAUCCUGGCUUUUGCCUUGGCCUACCUAAAAUGCAGAGUGGUAGGAUUGGAAGUGGGAGGUGAUGCCCUUUGCUCCUGAAGGGAAGGAGCCUGUUGCUUUUGGUGGCCAAGCCUGGAGCUGAUUGUCAUGAUGAAUGCUGGGAAGGUGUGGAAGACAGUAUGCUCUCCAGUGCCUUGUACCUUGUUGGGAAUGGCCGGUGGGAAGGAGACUGGGGGCUGAACUUUGAGGUUUGUUGGCUCGCAGAAGUUAAGGCAGCUGGACAAUGUGACUGCUUGUUUUCCUGCCCCUCCUGCUGCUGUCUCCCAAGACCUUGGCAUUUCAAGGUCCUGCUGAGGUCUGUAUCCAGUCCAACAGUUGUGGAAAUGUUUUUUCCUAUGCGUUUUCACCUCUUCCCUCCUCUCUGAGCCUUUGCUGUUGCCUUGUGUGCCUGAAUGUUUGGGGUCAGGAGACUAUUCCCUGUUCUCACCCUGCCCUGGUGUUCUUGGAGUGACCCAUCACUUUCCUGAUGCACUUGUCCUACUUCCACCACGAGGCUGGAGGCUGCUCAGAGUGCAGACUUCAGCAGAGUUCUUCCCUUCUGACUCCCACUGCUGGGAAAUGCUCUGGAAGUGCUGAUGGCUCAGGACUCCCCAGCUAAUACUUUGGCUAGAUAAAAAUGGAACAUCCGUCCUUUGAAGCACUUCUUUGCUCUCAAGUUAAGGUUUAUCCUCUCCAGAUUGCUUUUAAAUCCUUGCAGCUGGAUUCUCCCCUCUCAGCUCAGUACAGCUUGUUCCUCGAUGCCCUAUGACAACAGAGGGGUCCUGCUGCUUUUGUAGCCUCAGAUGUGAAGCUAAUGCAGCUGAAGCACUAAAACUGGACAGAUCCAGCACAUCUGACUUCUGGGCUGCUGUUGUGGAGAGUGUGUGGCUGUUUGUUGAGACGGUGUGGAAUGCAAACACUUCAGAUUAAGGAUUCAAAUGAUCUGCGCUCUAGAAUGAGGCUGUUGUGAUGAAACUGGGCUUGGUGGCUCUGAAUAGACACAGCAGCCUGGUUGGAGUUGGUGUGUAAUGAACUACUGCACUGAGGGGCUGUGAAGGAUCCCAUGGUGAGAGAAACAGAGACCAUGGAUGCCCAAUGGUUUAACUACCCUGGCUCUGGAGACCUGCCAGAUGAUGAAGACAUUGGUGAAUUCACACCUCACUUAACUUCUGAUGACUUUGAUAUAGAUGACGUGUCUGGCUCUGGAGACUACUCGGAUUCCGAUGAUGCCAUGUACCUGACCACUGUGGAUACUCCUGCGAUAUCUGACAACUAUAUCCCUGGAGAUAUAGAGAGGAAGAUAGAAGGCGAGAAGAAAAACACGAUGCUGGACAAUGAAAUCAUUCCAGACAAAGCUUCACCUGUUGAAGAGAACCUGUCCAACAAGAUCUCCAUGGCAAGCACAGCCAACAGCAGCAUCUUUGAAAGAACAGAAGUUCUUACAGCUCUCAUUGCAGGAGGAGCAGUUGGCCUCCUGUUUGCUGUCUUCCUGAUCCUCCUCUUAGUCUAUCGCAUGAAGAAAAAGGAUGAAGGCAGCUACGACCUUGGGAAGAAACCGAUCUACAAGAAAGCCCCUACAAAUGAGUUCUACGCUUAAAGCUCAGCGGUGCUCUGUGCCCCUCGAGGGACAAAUGGACUGUAUGGAAACACUGUGCCCUCCAAUGAGACGCGCUGAACAAACGCUCUUUUUGGAUUGAAUUUCAAAGUGACUUUGAAGGGGGGGGGGACCAAACUUUCUAUGCGACCCAUCCUGCUCAGCUAACAAGGGCCCAAUGAAAUACAGAGUCUUGGGGGUUGGGAAAAGGCUCAGUGUGUGUUUUUUUUUUCUUCCUAAAGCUAGUGUAAAAACAAUAAAGAUGCCAAACUUUCUGCUUGUUUUUAUAGAGGGUAUAUAAACACCAAACAGACUGUAUGGAAGCAAACACCAUGUGUUUGCAGCCAGAGCGCUGUGCUCAGAUUGGCUGCUUCUAUAGAAGAUGGCUUUUUUUUUUUAUAAACCUUGCUAAUAGACAUCUUGCAGCAGGCUGUUGAUGUGAAGCGUUUUUGUGAAGAACUAUUUAUGAAUCUCUUACACUACCAAUCACGUUGCCUUACUGGGGGAGUAGAGAGCCAACAGCUCCAAAUCCCCCAAUGCCAUAAAGGGCUGAUGGGAAUGUCUUCCCCAAGAGACUUCUGUCUCUUCCUGUCUGCCCCAGGCAGGGGUCAUUACUCUGUGCAAUCAGGACAGCCCCUUUCUCUUGGCUAUGUGACACCCUUUCCUUGCCUUUGCUCUUUUUUUUUUUUAGGAUUGCCUGUAGGAUUUUUAUAACGAAACUUUAAAGAGGAUAGCCUAAUGUUUAUAUAAAGUUUUGUAGAAAUUGUUUUGAAAUAAAAAAAAAAAUCUACUUUUUUAAUUUCCUCAGAUUUAUUUUUUUCAAUCCCCUUGUUUCCUUCUGGCAUAUCUCUGGAGAUGUUUAUGAUUCAUAUUCAGAACUGCAGCAGUUAGCUUCAGUGUGGUCGCAGGUUUCUUCUGCUUCUAUAGCAGCUACUGUAGAGGGUAAAGAUAUUUAUGGUUUUCCUGUAAUGUAGGUUUUGAUUUUUUUUAUUAUUUUUUUAAAAUAGAAUUAUUUAUAGUUUCUGGAAUGGCUGCUCUUUGCAUCUGGUGACUUUUAUCCUCCUUACGUAAAACGCUAAUAUAAUGAGUCUCUGUGGAAACUAUUUAAGCUUUAUUCUGUGAAUUUUAAUUAUAAAUUCAAGGCAAUAACUUCUAGAAUUAAUCUGUAUGCAAAAUUGGAUUCAUUAUAUGAUUGAAGUAGGGGAAAUAUUAGUAUUUCUAGCCUGUAAUAUAUUAUAAUCAGUCCUAUAGAGCUCUAUAUUAUAUUUUUACAGAGAAAUAUACAGCUAAGUGUAAAGGCUGGAGGUAACCCUUCAGCAGCCUCACUGUCUGUGAGGCUUGGUCUGUUUUGUACUGCUGUUUGGCCAGCAUCUUGCCUGGAGUGCAGGUGGGCAUCGGGUCUGCCUGGGUGGCAGCUCCCAGUUGUGGCUCUUGCACUGCAUACCCUGUAUGUAGCUCCUACCUCUCAGACCCUUUCCCAGUGCUCCAAGAGCAGAGGCUGCAGUGCAUGUCCUGUGUCAGUGCUUUGGUGUGUAGCUGUUUGGUGUGGUUUGAAGCCUGACCUGGGUAGGCAGCAUGAAGCUGAUGUAAUCUAAACAGCUCCUCAAGCCUCCUGAGCAGGACUUUGAGGCUUUUGGCUGGAUGCUUAGAGGCAACAGCAUAAAGAAAUGGGGUUUUAGCUGGUGGUGGCUGCUCCUUGGUGCUGCAUUGGGGCAGCAGGCAGGGAUGUGUUGAUGUGAGUUUGGGAGGACUUUCCCAAGGGUGGUCCUCCAGCACAUGUGUUUUUGGAAGCUGCAGGCUCUGGGGUGCUCUAAAAACUAUGCAGAGUUGGAUGUAGGGUAGGAAGGAGAGGGAGGACUCACUGCCUAUGGACAGCACUGCCGGGAAGGCAGAAACAGUGUCUGCUUCUCUGGAUAUUUCGAUUCUCUCAUGUAACUGCUCUUGGGGAUUUUCCACUGUUACUGACUAUUUUUUUUUUUUUUUUUCCACAAAUAAACUGGUACUUUCUAAAAUUGGCUUCUUGGACUGUUUC